Molecule: messenger RNA, 1284 nt
Organism: Patiria miniata (bat star)
Lineage: Eukaryota; Metazoa; Echinodermata; Asteroidea; Valvatida; Asterinidae
Product: endonuclease G, mitochondrial-like
Exons: 4
Coding region: 131-1051 (306 amino acids)
Biological process (GO): apoptotic DNA fragmentation
Cellular component (GO): mitochondrial inner membrane; nucleus
Molecular function (GO): single-stranded DNA endonuclease activity; RNA endonuclease activity; metal ion binding
Source: RefSeq, a predicted model, not a curated record
ACGCAACGACACAAGAGGGCGCUAUAUAACAUUAGUGGUUCGCUCUUCAUGGGGGAAACCCCUUCGCACAUGAGUAAUUUGAGCAAUUAGAGCAAUUACUCUUCUUGCAAAGUCAAAGAUUUCAGGAGACAUGAUGGCUCCGUCGAUUUGGCCAGUAGUUUCUGCCAUCUCCCUCGGCGUUGGGGGAGUCUUCGGUUCUUUGUAUGAAAGAUCCAAACAACAUGCUGCAAACAAUCUAACUUUAAACCCUGGAAAAAGCAAUUCAGGAUGGACACCGUUCACUCAAGCCGCGGCUGCCAAGCAACAGUAUCCAAGUCAACCGCCGUCUCCAAACCGAUCCGGUGAAAUUAUGAAAUUUGGUUUCCCCGACUACGGGCAAAUUCAGAUGCACGAUAACUAUGUGAUCUCGUACGACAGGAGAAUGAGAAACGCCAAAUGGGUCUUUGAAUGCUUAACACGAGACGAGGUGAAAUACAACGACGCCAUUGAUAGGACAAACUGUCAGUUUGAGGUGGACCAAUCGGUGCAUCCGUUCUUCCGGUCCACCAAUGAGGACUACAGAGGGAGUGGCUAUGACAGGGGUCACCUAGCGGCAGCAGGCAAUCACAGACGAUCCGACGGGGUCAUGCAACAGACUUUUUUACUCAGUAAUGUUUCUCCUCAGGUUGGCGACGGUUUCAACCGCGGCAUUUGGAACAAUCUGGAGAAGUACGUCCGGGGCUUGACGAAGGUGUACACCAGGGUGUAUGUUUGCACAGGACCCUUAUACCUACCACACUGGGAGUCCAACCGAAGGCAAUAUGUCAAGUACGAGGUCAUCGGUACCAACUCUGUAGCGGUUCCGACUCACUUCUUCAAAGUCGUACUCGGAGAAACAAAGAACCAAUCCUACGACCUGCGAGCGUUCGUCGUGCCAAACAAGGCCACGUCAGACGACACGCCUUUGAAGAAUUUCCUCGUCCCGAUUGACGUGAUAGAAAGAGCGGCAGGGAUACUAUUGUUUGAACGUCUGCCGAAGAGCCUGUUACGUUCUGUGAAUGCACCAUUGUGAUUGAAAUAUUAUUACAAGGUGUUAACACUACGGGCUCCGUGCACAAGUACCCCCUCAACGGUUACAAAUCGAGAGUUGGGGUUCACUUGUACCCCCCGCCCUGCAAACAGGAUGCUGGGAUACUCUGAUGAGCUCCACAGAAUCUUGUAAAGGAAGUGACCUAUGACCUACAUGUAUGUAUAAAGCAUCUGGCUGCAGCUGUUCAAGACCGCAGUUAGACAAUGUGCGCAAAU